UAUCUGGAUCUUCAUUCACCAUCGUCAUACCCAAAAUCGGAAUCAAUACAUUUUGAUCAUAUACGAUAUUUGAGAUGUGUGUCCAUAGCUGCGUUGUUGGAGCCUCGAAUCUGCUGGUGUUUAUAUCCAGAGGGCAAUUCUUGAAUCGGAGAAGAGAGUCAAUGGAGUUUUACACGUACCCAUCUUCGUCUUCAGCUCUCUCUUCGUUUUCAUUUGACAAUCUAGUUGCAAAGGCCAAACGAUUCUUCACAUUUGCCGUGUCUUCUUUCAUCGGCAAUGUCUUCUCUGCCAUCUUUACCUUUUUCUUCGCUCUAGUGGGUACCUUAUUAGGAGCAAUGACUGGAGCUUUAAUUGGCCAAGAGACAGAGAGUGGGUUUAUAAGAGGUGCAGCCGUAGGUGCUAUCUCUGGAGCUGUUUUUUCUCUUGAAGUCUUUGAGUCAUCUCUGCUGUUGUGGCAGUCUGAUGAAUCCGGGAUUGGGUGUCUCCUAUACUUGAUUGAUGUGAUUGCAAGCCUUUUGAGUGGUAGGCUUGUUCGUGAGCGUAUUGGUCCGGCAAUGCUGAGUGCAGUCCAAAGUCAGAUGGGAGCCAUUGAAGCUGCAUACGACGAAGCAUCCAACAUUUUUUACCUAGGUGGUUCAAAGGGCUUACCCGGAGAUUCCGUUGAAAGGAUUCCAAAAAUAGUAAUAACUUGUGAUAACAAUAUUGAUGCUUCCGGGGAGAGAGUCUCGUGUUCAGUAUGUCUACAGGACUUUCAGCUCGGUGAGACCAUCAGAAGUUUGCCGCAGUGCCAUCACAUGUUUCACCUAUCAUGCAUUGAUACAUGGCUGUUGAGGCACGGCUCUUGUCCCUUAUGCCGAAGGGAUAUGUAGGCCCGUGCAUGAUGCACAAUCUCUGUAAAUCACAGUAUAUAGCAAGUUUCUCAACUACUGUUGCCAAACUCUUGAGUCUGUGAGCCUUUUUGGAUGUCAUUGUGCUUGACCACAUCUGCCCUGCAAAAAAAAAAAAGAAAAAAAAAGAAAAAGAGAAAAGGUUCAUAGGAUAUAUAUACCACGGAGUAAAAUACUCCCUCCGUUCUCAAAAACACUUCCUCUUUCAUUUUUUCUACUUCCAACAAAACACUUCAUCUUUUUAUUAAAAAACCACUUUUACCUUUACUUUUUCAUACCAUACCUAUCACAUCAUACUUUUUCUCUAAUAAUCUAUCCAUCACAUCUUACUUUUACCCAUCACAUCAGGGGCAAAAUUGAAAAUCAACUAUAAUUUAACACUUCCUUAUUUUUGCCCCCAAAUCAAAUGGGAAGGGUUUUUCCAAACGGAGGGAGUACUUUUCUAAUGUAUGUGUUUCAUACCUUCGUUUUUUUUUUGAGAAAUGAAAGCACUUGCAUUCAUUGGUACGGAGUAUUAAUUGUG
Messenger RNA from Cuscuta campestris, 1410 nucleotides. Lineage: Eukaryota; Viridiplantae; Streptophyta; Magnoliopsida; Solanales; Convolvulaceae. The record is from the annotation of a GenBank genome assembly.